UUAAAAAUAAACCUCCUUGUCAUGUGUUUGAUGGAUCUCAACUUAUAUCUGAGAUACGAAACUGAAAGUAUGUGCGGAUUUAAAAUAGAUGUUAAUCUCACUCACAGUUUUAAAGACUGGCUGAGGAGCAACUUUUUUUUUUCUUUUUUUUUUUUUUAGCAUGCAUACUAUCUCUUAAGCACGUUCUUUCCAUCUGUCAUAAUUCCUGGGUCAAAUCCAGGGAAAAUCACACAGGAAGUCAUUUUGGACAGUUCUCAGGAAAAAAAAUAAUAAUAACUUUUAUUUUUAACACAGAGGGGAACUGAGAUGUCAAAGCAAAACUUGAUUUACAGACUGGAGGAUAUCAUGUAUUGCAUUUGACUAUCAUAUUACUGCAGUAAUAAAAUAUGCAAAUAAUUUCUUUUGAGAAAUACAAUCAAUUAAAUAGAGGCUUUAAAAAAAAUGCCAGUGGCUGUCAUUUAAUGUCCUUCCACUACUCACCAGAAACCACUUUCUGUUUUAGACCGAGAUAAACACAUGUUGUGGCGCAAAGGGAGGGCGCAACAUUUUGCAGGAGGUCUAAACUCUUGAGAAACUUGCUGUUGGUUUAGCAUUUGGCUGUCAACAGCCAGUGGGGCUGACGGAGGCAGAGGGACUGGCACGGAGUAGAACAAGACUCUCGGCAGACAAUUGGAACAGGAAGCAAGGAAGGAAGGGGUCUUUCACCCGGAGGAAGACUAGCUAACUCAUUGGGAUUGUGACAAGACAGCCUCACAAUAACUCCAGAGACCACCCAUUGUAAGAGCAUCACACACACACACACACACACACACACGCAGUUAAAAGCAGAAAAGCAGCAGGAGGGACAAAGCUCAGAGAAACAGGCAGGCUCAGUCCUAAUAUCAGAAGCUGUUUUUAUUUUAUUUAUUUAUUUUUUUACUUCUUUUUUAAUACUGAUUAAAAAAAAUAGCUUUUUGCUUUUAUUUCAGCAUUCUUUGUUAUCUUUCCGAGUUGCAGUGAGACAGAAAAGGGGAAUUGGAUUUUUCACUUCUCUUUUUUUUUUUUGUGAAACCUUGUGCUUUUCACCGCUCUCGUUAUUCUGCCAAUGCCCACUGUCACAACAGCAGGUUCACUAAGGAUCGGAAGAUGAACACCACAGUGAAUGUCUCCUCGGAGUGUAUCAGAGAUCCCCGUGUGACAUCGGUGAUAUUCCCAGUUCUAUACAGCAUUCUUUGUGCCGUAGCCCUUGUGCUGAACUCUUUAGCCGCGUGGAUCUUCUUCAGAAUUCCCAGCACCACAACUUUUCUGGUCUUCUUAAAAAAUGUGGUGGUGGCCGACUUGCUGAUGUCUCUAACCAUCCCUAUCAAAAUCUUGAGUGAUGCAGGAGUGGGUUCCUUGCAGCUACGUGCCUUCCAUUGCAGAUUCUCUGCUGUCCUUUUCUACAUCACCAUGUACAUCAGCAUCUUAUUGCUGGGCCUCAUCAGCUUGGACCGCUUCCUGAAGAUCGUAAGGCCCUUUGGAAAGUGUGUCCCGCAGAAGGUUCGGGUUGGCCAGAGGCUGAGUGCAGCAGUAUGGAUUGUAAUGCUGUCUCUGGCCCUGCCCAAUGUCAUUCUCAGCAACCAGCCCCCUAAAACCUCGAGGGGCAAACUGAAAUGCUCCUCCAUGAAGGGCGAAGCGGGCAAACUAUGGCAUGCGGGAUUCAACUACUUCUGCCAGGUCAUCUUUUGGUGCACAUUUGCCUUGAUGGUGUUUUGCUACACGUUCAUCAGCAAGAAGGUCUAUGAGUCAUACAAAGCCUCAAAGAGCAAAUCUCAUGCUGCAAAUAGAAGAACCAAAGCCAAAGUGUUUGUGGUGGUGGGGGUAUUUUUCGUCUGCUUUGCCCCUUUCCAUUCUGUAAUCGUGCCCUAUAUGCUGACUCAAACACGCAGACUCAAACUUGCAGACUGCCGAGCAGAGAGCGCACUCUACAUCGCCAAGGAAACCACACUGUGGCUGUCUGCAACUAAUGUCUGCCUUGACCCGCUUAUUUACGUCUUCCUGUGCAAAGUGUUCAGGAAGAGACUGAUGACCAUGAUCUGCAAAGACCCCAAGGAGUCUUCCAAAUCCUCAUUGACGCACAUGGAGAUGUCACCAGUGGACCACACUACCAGGCUGUCACUCAAUGACACAUCGCACAUCAAUCAAUGCACAUCAGCCUCAAGCUUCGACUGCUGACGUCUUUCAUACCUGGACGACUGUUUACUGUUCGUUCUGUUAGAAAGCUUGCACAAACUCUUAAAAUGAGCCGACUGUGAAUGGACUCGGACAAAUCGGAUGUGCCAGUACUUUCAGUGCCUGUGGUUUCAGCGAAUGUCGUGCAAAAAUGUUUUUUGCUUACUCAUCUGACAUAUUUCCUUAACAAUGCUUACUGUCAAUGUCUGCAUCCUGUGGAUUAAUCUUGCUCAAACGGCACUUUCCCUUUGUUUCAGACUUACUGUAUUGGGGUGAAAAUAAUUUUGACAGAACACAUUUUAAAAUCUACUUGUCAAAGAAGAGCUAAAUAAAAACUGUAGCAGACCAGAAUCUGUUAGGGCAACCUGAUGACGAAAAAAAUGUGGUACUAAUCAUUGGAUUACUAAUAUUUUUGCAUAAGCGCGAUAUAUUCAUGUCUUAGUCGCACAGUAGUCAUUUUAUUUCUAUAAAGCUCAUUUGAAUAAUUAUGUAGCUUUAGCGGAUGAUACCACACUUUUUACAUGAGGUAAAGGCUGUGGUAUACCAGCUAUACCAGCUUUCAGAUGUAACUCGAAACUAGUUUUGCACAUGAAGAUCUAGCUUUCAGAUUCCAGAUCUGCGUUUCGGGGCUUGAAUUAAGCAUCUCAGAAAAACAAAGCAAAUCAGAAAAGGGGGUCAGAUUACCAGCUGUUGUGAGCUGGCUGCAGGUUAUUGGAAAAGAACAUACCUGCUAUAUUGUACUCUUACAAAACUACUGGUAACUGUAAUAACAUGGCCUUCCAGUUAGUUUCUGUAAGCACUAAUGAGACCAUAGGGCAGAUUUUAUGAUAAGUGACCCAGUUCUGCAUGUUUGCAGUGCUGUUUUAGUUUCAUGUGCCUUAAGUGAGGUUGUAAUAUUUACUGGAAAUUUGAUCAGAAAUAAUAUCACCAUUAUGGAGGGAUUGGUACCAAUUUUGUUUUUUGUUUUUUUUAGGAUUGUUGUUCCAUUUCUACCACAGAAAUGUUCCAAGUGCAGAGAAUUGUACAUUUUAUGUUGUAUUCUGAAGUACUUUUUAAUCACCAUAGAUUUUUUUUUCUGUUAUUACAAACAAAAUCUAUUUGAGUUUUUACUGCCAUGUUUCACAGUAAAAGGUUGUAAUAAUUAAAGACAACUCAUAGCGGUUGUCUUUACAAGUGCUCUGAAAAGAUUACCACAAAAACUCUUUCGGUCGUAAACUAAUCUUGACUGAUCUAUCUUCAAAAGACUGUUUUCUUCUUUUCUUAUUACAUGCAAAUAUGUAAUAUUUGUAAAAAAAAAAAAAAAAAAA
Poecilia latipinna (sailfin molly) is the source of this 3497-nucleotide messenger RNA. RefSeq names its product P2Y purinoceptor 13-like. The record is from RefSeq and is a predicted model, not a curated record. Gene Ontology annotation, cellular component: membrane. NCBI's taxonomy places the organism in Eukaryota, Metazoa, Chordata, Actinopteri, Cyprinodontiformes, Poeciliidae. Gene Ontology annotation, molecular function: G protein-coupled purinergic nucleotide receptor activity. Gene Ontology annotation, biological process: G protein-coupled receptor signaling pathway; negative regulation of adenylate cyclase activity. The transcript is spliced from 4 exons. The coding region runs from base 1126 to 2193 and encodes 355 amino acids.